UGCGGCUUUUUGGUUGUGUAGCACCUUGGUGUAAACAAAUUAAUUUAUAAAUCAGUAAAUGUUCUCCUUGUUACGUUUUCUGUAAUAACAAUGAAUGCCACGAGUUUAUAUGUUUCUACUUGUCGCUUAAUAAUAUUGGCUGACGCGGCAGACAAGUCGUCAUGGACAGAUUUGUUUCGUUUAGUUCCUUAUUUACGACAAUCUUUAUCUUGUACAGUGUGUGGUAACUUAUUGAAGGAGCCCUAUACACCAACGAGCGCCAGCUGCCAACAUCAUGUUUGUAAAAAGUGCAAAGGUGGAAGAAAAAAACUAAAGCCUUCUUGUAGUUGGUGCAAAGAUUAUGAAAGUUAUGGUGAGAACUUACAACUACGUAUACUUCUGCAGUGUUAUAAGAAAUUGUGCGAGUAUUUUAUGGGUACAGACGUGUACAAAACAUUAUUGGACGAGGACGAAAUUGCGGCAGGAGUUAAUGGGGGCACUGUAGCCAGUUCAGGCUUAAUAGACUUAAUACAAGAAGGGGCUGGGUUUUCUGACGACUAUAAGAGCACAGCGGGGCUCUCUAAGUCGGCGUACAGUAUCUUACCUUGUGUAUAUACUAACUCGGCCGGUACACAGACCCACGCUGCGUCUACAUCCAGUAACUCGGAAACUAGAUCCUCUAAAGGCUCACCAAACUCUAGGUCAACCUCUAAUGGAUCACCACUGUACUCUGUUAUGUACGCAGGCUCAGGAAAUAAAAUUACUAUUAAGAGAAAAAACAUUGAUGACACAGAUUCACAUGAAUCAGGAUCAAGCCGGGAGAGUAAAUCAAAUCAAUUAGGUUUUAAGAAGCCAUCAAAUAGGUCUCGCAAUUCCGCCAGUAGUAAAAGAAAAGGUUGUAGAUGUGGCAAUGCUACGGCUACUCCAGGCAAGUUGACGUGCUGUGGCCAACGGUGUCCCUGUUAUGUGGAGAGCAAACCAUGCACUGAGUGCAAAUGUAAAGGCUGUAGAAACCCACACAGACCUGACGGGAUGAAGGUUCGGCCGCAUAUACCUCAACUAGACAGCAUUCAGCUGACUCUAAACACUAACCCUGACACGUCACCAUCAUGCUCAGGUUCUUUGGACAGCCUAGAUACUGAUACCCUUACCAUGGAAGCCAUGGAAGAAUCUCUCAAUUACACUGCUGAUCUCAAGUCUUCCAAUAUUAAAGUAUACACAAGUCAGCUACAAGAGGUGUCUCCAUCCUUACCUGCCACCAUUAUGAUGGAUGAAGAGUUUGCUGGCUCCGGAGAGGAGGAGAUGAGCUCUCCUCACGAGUACGCGCUCGCGUCGCCGCACGACAUGCAUGACAUGCACGAUAUGCAUGACAUGGACGACAUGCAUGACAUGCACGACAUGCAUGACAUGGACGACCGCGACCAGUCGCCGCUGUCGCCCUCUUCGCAUGACGUCAAUAGUGACAUCGAGGUGGAUGUAUGACACCAACUCUCCCUCGCGAGUGACUAGAACUGCCUACCAACUUGCAUACUGACACUAGUGCUCAGAAUAACUCUGCAGUGCUUCUCUGCCUCCUGAUAGUCACCGACAGUGGUACUGCUAGUCAUAUGCGUGCCUCACUGGUAUUAGCUGUAAGUUUACGUUUGCACCGUAGGACAGUUUCUGUUGUAAGCUACAGUAUAAAUUAUUGUAUUGCUGCUGGAUUGAUAGCUGGAACAAUUCUAUAUCUCGUGUGAUUGGAAUUAUUUGUUGGGUCCAUCGAAUUUAACAUAAUAGACAUUGUGUGUUUAGGUUUAGCAGAUACUUAACUGAGUACUUAACUAUCCAAAGUAUAAUGUCUCAUGUGGACAAUGAGAAAGAAAUAUUCACUCAUUAACAUAGAGAUAUAGUUAAUGUUAGUAUUCCUAAUUUGGGUUAAAUUAUUAUUAUGGAUGUAUGAUCGUAAUAAGAAUACUUAGUGUGACUAGCUUUUACAAUAUUAGCUUGAUAGUAUUUUACUUUUUUAAUUCUGUAUCAUAUAUUUUACUAGAUUUAUAUUUUAAGAUAUAAGAUAUAUGAUUUAAAAAUAUUGAAAUGGUCUUAAAAUGUUGUAUUGUUUUAGUGAACUAUCUCAUAAAAGAUUCAAUGGAAUCACGUUUUUACCCAAACCCUAAAAUUACGUUAAAUGCAUAAUUAACUGCGUAAGUAAUAAGUAUGUGUCACAUCACAUAGGUAUCUAGGUUAAUAUCAAAAUGAAUGAAUUGUCAUUCCAAAGAUUUCUUUUAAUUCUCGACUUUCGAAAAUAUUAUUUAUUACCUUUACUUGAUACUGUUGUAUAUAAUUAUUUCUUAGACUUGAACAUAGAGCUGUUUUACCAUGAAUAAUUGAAUUAAACCAAUUUGCGUAAUUCAUUCCUCUAUAAAUGUUGAUGUCGCGUCGUUUUAAAAUCGUUUCAAUAUAACUAGCAAUCAAGAUAUUUUUUAUGAUUUACAUAUGAUUUUAUUAUUUAAUAUAAUAUAAUACUUAUAAUAAAAAGACAUGAAGUAACUAUUAAAUUAAGAACAAAAUGAUUAUUCUGAAUUGUUUCCAUUAGUUGUCCACAAUAUAAUAUUAUAUGAAUAACUACAAAGUAAACUGUGAUAUUGCUGUCACCUUUCGUUUGAAAUGUCACAAUUUGUUCCGCAUAGAACUUUGAUAAUUAUAUAAAAUCAUGCUUAGAUUAAUAACGGCACUGGAGUACAAAAGUUUUAUAGGUCUUACCGUAACGUUAAUGUCGAAUAAUAUAAUAAAGCAAUUAUUAUCGUCUCGUCAGCAAACGAUGAAAUUAAAAGUAUUUUUUGUUA
Helicoverpa zea (corn earworm) is the source of this 2801-nucleotide messenger RNA. It is a transcript of the gene msl-2, whose product is annotated as E3 ubiquitin-protein ligase MSL2. Gene Ontology annotation, cellular component: MSL complex. Gene Ontology annotation, molecular function: ubiquitin protein ligase activity. The coding region runs from base 91 to 1461 and encodes 456 amino acids. The record is from RefSeq and is a predicted model, not a curated record. Lineage: Eukaryota; Metazoa; Arthropoda; Insecta; Lepidoptera; Noctuidae. The transcript is spliced from 4 exons.